AUGGAUGAUAGCGACGACCAGCCGCGGCUGGGUGUUCCACCCUACUAUGUGAUGCCGCAGCCUCAAGACAAACCUGAGGAAGGCCAGGAGCAAGGUCCUAAGGUUGAGCAACAGCAGCAAGACGUCCAACAGCAGCAAGAUCUUCAACAGCAACCUCAGUGGGAGGUGAGCCAGGAGCAGUACAAUCCGUUUGGCUUCGGCUUUUCACCUCAGGUCCAGCCUCACCCAGAGCAGCAACAGCUGGCGGGUAAUGCACCUCAACCUGCGCCUCACCCGUACGGUCAAUAUGGCCAGAUGCACUAUCCUGCUUACUACCCACCGACGGGUUAUGGCGGCCACCCGUAUCAAGUUCAUCAUUCGCCAGAGCCGUUUCAACCCUCUCCGACGCCGGGAUCCGAAGGCUCUCUUCCGAACACCCACCCUGGAUACCCUGGAGAGCAACCCCCGCCUGGACAGCAACCUCAGUUCCAGCACCAGUUCCAGCAUCAAGCCCAGCACCCCCAAGUCCAGCACCAAGCCCAGCAGCACUUCUAUGCUCCUCCCCAGCAGCAAAUCCAAAUCCCACCUGCUGGUUACCCCCCGCCUCCGCACCAGUUUUCCGCCAGCUGGGCGCCUCCGGGCUACUAUCCCAACCCCAACUCCUUCGUCAGCCAGACGACGCAAGGCGCUGCCGGCGGCCAGAGCGCAUCUCCAGACCCCCCCUACUUGCACAACCCCGCUGCCACCACCACCGCACAAGGCCAUCAGGCAGGCAGCAGCAGCAGCGCCAGUCCGGCACCACCUCCGUUCGACCAAGCAGGCAUCCAGCACCACCAUGGCGCACCGGCCUACCCACCACCGCCUCCUCCGCCGGCGGCAGCGCAGGCUUCUCCUCUCACCACGACCGAGCCGACGACGCACCACACCAUGCCCGUUCCAAAAGCCGAAGCAGCAGCUGCUGCUGCUGCUCCGCUGCAGGGUCCUCCACCGUCGACGACGGCGGCGGCGCCUGAUUCCGAGCCAGCCGAGCCGACGACGACGAUCCAAGCGGGCAAUAUGAUGGAGACGACGACGACGACGACGGCGGCGGCGGCUGAUGAUGAUGAUGAUGAUGGCGACGACGACAUCAUGCAGCAGCAGCAGCGGGCCCAGGCCCACGCCCAGGUGCUGCCGGAUUUCCAGUCCGCGAGCUCCUCUUCCACCGUCAUCCCUCCUGAUCCACCUGCCGCAGCCGCAGAAGCAGUAGUAGCAGCAGCAGAAGCAGCACCCGCUUCCGCGUCGGCCGUCCAACAAGAACAACAAGCCCCCCAGCAGCAGCAAGACGAGACCCCUCUCCCUCCCUACGUCUCAUCAGCCGACAACAGCAGCAAUUCGACGACGGUUGAUCAUCCGCCGCCGCCCUACGGGCCCGGCGCGACGAAUCCGUAUUUCCGGUGCUCGCCGGAGACGGCGCGGUUGCAUAAGCGGGCGGUUGAGCGCGGGAACAAGAAGAUGGAGGAGGAGAUGGCGCGGAGAAAGGAGGCUGGCGAGGAGGAGAUGGACGGUUCUUCUACCCAGGAGAAGAAGAAGAAGGCCGUCCCGGUCGUUAUCAACGUGCAUGACGUCAAGCAUACGCGCGUCUGCGUCUCCUGCAAGAAGAGUAAGCGCAAGAAUUGCGAUAGGCAGUGGCCGUGCGACAAUUGCUGCAAGGUCGAUCGGCCUUGGAACUAUUGCGAGUACGUACUCACCGACGACAUGGCGUCGGAGAGCGAGGGCGAGGGUGGUGGGGAGGAGGGCGGCGUGCGUGGUGGUGGUAACGAUGGUGGUGACGGUGGUGGUGACGGUGGUGGUGACGCGAUGCAGGGGCUGGAGAUGCAGGAUCAGCUCAUUGCGACGGAGGGCGAGAACGCGCAGGCUGCUGCCGCUGCCGCUUCUACGGUGCCGGAACAGCAGCAGGACCAACCCGUCGCCGGCGGCGCUGGCCCCGCGCUCAACGUCUCGCUUACGCAGGAUCAGCUGGCGCAGCUGCUUGCUGGCAACCCUGCCGCGGCGCAGCUGCUUGCGCAGAUGUAG
Messenger RNA from Lasiodiplodia theobromae, 2031 nucleotides. RefSeq lists its product as uncharacterized. The transcript has a single exon. Gene Ontology annotation, biological process: regulation of DNA-templated transcription. The record is from RefSeq and is a predicted model, not a curated record. The coding region runs from base 1 to 2031 and encodes 676 amino acids. Lineage: Eukaryota; Fungi; Ascomycota; Dothideomycetes; Botryosphaeriales; Botryosphaeriaceae. Gene Ontology annotation, molecular function: zinc ion binding; DNA-binding transcription factor activity, RNA polymerase II-specific.